Nerophis lumbriciformis (worm pipefish) is the source of this 1956-nucleotide messenger RNA. The record is from RefSeq and is a predicted model, not a curated record. Lineage: Eukaryota; Metazoa; Chordata; Actinopteri; Syngnathiformes; Syngnathidae.
AUGGAUUUCGUGUCCAUUUUUGUCAGUGUGUUUUUCUUCCACUUCAUUCACUUUGAAUCAACAUUUGCAGCCCCUUCUCCUAUCAUCAGAUUUCCUGGCGAUGACACUCCAAGAACAGACAAAGAGGUUGCACUGCGCUACUUGAACAAAUUCUAUGGAUGCCCGCAAGACAGAUGUAACCUAAUGGUGCUCAAGGACACCUUAAAGAAAAUGCAAAAGUUCUUCUCCCUGCAAGAAACCGGCGAGAUUGAUGCCAAAACUGUGGAGAUCAUGAAAAAGCCCCGCUGUGGCGUGCCAGAUGUGGCCAACUACAAUUUCUUCCAUAGAAAACCUUUGUGGCAGAAAAAAGACAUCACCUAUAGAAUCCUCGGCUACACUCCGGAUCUAGACGAGGAAGUCAUCAAUGAUGCUUUCUUCAGAGCCUUCAAAGUGUGGAGUGAUGUCACGCCACUCUCGUUCACUCGCCUCAUGGAUGGCGAGGCAGACAUUAUGAUCAAUUUCGGCCGCAAUGAGCAUGGUGAUGGUUACCCAUUCGACGGCAAAGACGGCCUCUUGGCUCACGCGUUUGCCCCUGGACCAGGAAUAGGCGGCGACUCCCACUUUGACGAUGACGAGCAGUGGACGCUGGGAGACGGCCAAGUGGUGAAGGUCAAGUUUGGCAAUGCGGACGGAGAGUUCUGCAAAUUCCCCUUCCUGUUCCAGGGUACUGAGUACAAAAGCUGUACAUCUCAGGGCCGUGACGAUGGCUUCCUGUGGUGCGCAACCAGUUACAACUUUGACGAAGAUGGCAAAUACGGCUUUUGUCCUCACGAGUUGCUCUUCACCCUUGGUGGCAAUGGCGAGGGUGCGGCAUGUAAAUUCCCCUUCACCUUCCAGGGUGAAAAGUAUGACAGCUGCACCACCACUGGCAGAGAUGACGGCUAUCGCUGGUGUGCCACAACUGAGAACUAUGACCAAGACAAAACCUACGGAUUUUGCCCCGAAACCGCUAUGUCAACUGUGGGAGGUAAUAGUGAAGGGAGCCCCUGUGUCUUCCCUUUCACCUUCCUUGGAGACACCUAUGAGGCCUGCACCACUUCUGGACGCAAUGAUGGCAAGAUGUGGUGCGGUACAACCAAGAGUUACGAUGAUGACCGCAAGUGGGGUUUCUGUCCUGACCAAGGAUACAGUUUAUUCCUUGUGGCUGCUCAUGAGUUUGGCCAUGCCCUGGGCUUGGAGCAUUCUGAAGACCCAGGCGCACUGAUGGCCCCCAUCUAUACUUUCACCAAGGAUUUCAGACUCUCUAGCGAUGAUAUUAACGGCAUCCAGGAGCUUUAUGGUGUUCCUACAGAUAAGCCUUUACCUCCAACCCAGGGACCCGUUACCCCCAUGGACAUCUGUAAGGAGACUGUUACUUUUGAUGCAGUUGCCCAAAUUAGAGGAGAGACCUUCUUCUUUAAGGACAGGUUCUUGUUCAGGUCAGUAAACUUCAGAAGCAAGCCCAAUGGACCCAUGCUGGUGGCCACCUAUUGGCCUGACCUGCCCAGCAAGAUAGAUGCCGUUUAUGAAAACCCAGUGGAGGAGAAAACUGUCUUCUUCUCAGGCAAUGAAAUGUGGGUGUACAAGGCCGACGAACUGGAGAAAGGUUACCCCAAGAGCCUCGACAAUCUUGGCCUGCCAAGCGACCUGGAACAGAUCGACGCUGCUUUCAGCUUUAGGAAGAACAAAAAAACGUAUCUCUUUGCUGGCGAGCAGUUCUGGAGAUAUGAUGAAAAUACAAAGACUAUGGAUAGCGGUUUCCCCAAACUCAUUGCUGAAUCCUGGAAUGGCAUACCAGAUGGUGUUGAUGCUGCCUUUAGUCUCAACGGAAUUGAUUACAGCUACUUUUUCAAAGGCGACCACUAUUUCAAACUGGAGGACAGCAGUUUGAAGAUUGUCAAGUUGGGUGAAAUCACAAAAGACUGGCUUGGCUGUUGA